UGAAUCUGUGCCCUGCCCUGGGGGGAAGAGAAAUCUUUAAAAUAAUGUAUUUUGGGUCAAACUAACGCAAGUUUCCUUCAAUUUUAUAAACAAAAACAACGACUGUUAACCAUGGGCGACGAGCGAGGACCUUUGGAGGCAUCUGAUGAAGAGGAGGAAAUGAAGGUGUCUCUUCACAGCACCCCCCGCCCACUGCCUGACGCCAUCAAGAGGAUGCCUCGUAGUGAAACGGUGUGCCGAUACUGUGGAGUCAGCUACCUCAUCUACAACGAGUUCCAUGAGCUCAACAGCAGGAUCGCUCAGUUAGAGUCUGCGCUCCAAAAAACCAGAGAGUCUGCUCUGAAGGAGAAAGCCCAACGAGAAGCACUUGAGCUGGGCAUGCACGAGCGGGAGAGGGCCCUGCAGAGACAAGCGGAGCAAAAAGAGACGCGCAUGAGAGAGGAAUAUGAGGAAAAAUCGAAGCAAAUCACACAGACAAUGAAGAAAGAGUUUGAGGAAAAGUUCGAGAAGGAGAAACGGGUAAGAGAAGAGGAAGUUCAGAAAAUUAACAAUGAAACGAUGCAGCAGCUCCGACGAGAAAUGGAGGAGAUCGAGUCGCGCAAACUGGCAACACAGAAAGCCGAGCUGGAGGCGAGCUGUUCGCAGAGAGAGAAAGUUCUCAAUGACGCACUUCAAAAGGGCAGUAAAAAGCUCGCAGAUAGCAGAGAAUACGGCCAACAGCUGGAGCAGAGGUUGGCUGAAGCGGUUGCAGUGAAGGAGAAGGCAGAGCAGCAGAUAGAAGAAGAAAAACAGCAACGUGAUAAUCUCAGAUACAAGCAUAAACAACAACUGAAGGAACUGCGAAGAAGCCUCUCCUCACUGCGCUCCUUCGGCAGCGACCUUACAGAUUUACGGGGUUUCCUGUUCACACUCGCAGGGGCUUGGCAAACCUUCAGCUGUCAGCUCCAGCAGCAGAGCGCGCAGGUGGUGUCAGGGAUACGGCACGAUUUGGCACGUUUUGCCGGUGAAUUGCACAAAACCACGUCGGAAAAAGAUCGUCUGACUUUGCAGCUGAUGGAGCAGAUGAAACAAAGCGAGGAGCAGUUGGCAUUGCACAAGAACUCAGAGAUGGACUACAAAGCCACACUUUUAAGGGUGAAAAGUGAAUUGGAGAGGACGCGUGAGGAGUGGUUGUCAAGCCAACAGAGAUGUGACACAUUACAGGAGCAGCUAUCCACAUGGCAACAGAGACUAGAACAAAUGAGUGGGAAGUACCACGCAGCUGAGGAGGAAAUGACUGGACUGAGGGCGGCUUUGGAGAGGGCCGAGCUGGAUGCCAGGGAUGCACGCCGAGACAGGGACAUGUUGACAGAAUCACACCAGAGAGCCUUGGACAAGCUGAAGGACGACUUCCAAAAUAAACUAGCCUUAAAGCUGAGGGAAGCUCUGGAGAAGCAGCAGUUGGAGCAUGAGACCCAGCUCCAGCAGCAGAUGUCUGAGGUCCGCCGGGAGUCCAGUCUGGAGCUGAGCAUCCACUCAGAGAAGAACCGCACACUACUUUUGCAGUAUCAGCGCGACUCAGCCCGGCUACAACAGAAGUUGACUGAGCGGGACCAACAGGUGGAAAGGCUUCAGGCGGAGCUAGAGGAGGAGAGGAGGAGCGCAGAGGAGCAGAGGAGGUCUGAGGAGCAGCAGAGCAGGAGACGAGAGGAGGAGGUCCAGGAGGAGAGGGAUUCGUGGAGACAGCAGCUGCACGAGGCUCAGACCGAACUGCAAACCAUGACCGAGAGCAACAGACUCCUGCAACAAGAGGUGGCGUUCCUGGAGGAGACGGUGCAGAGAGAGUGUGAGGAGAGAGAGCAGCUGACCGCAGCUUUGUCCCGAAGCUCAGGAGCAGCUUCUGACCCUCCACUCCCCUUCACCCCAUCAGACCUCAAAGACCACCCCAGGACCCCCCGAGAGCCUGACCAGAGCACCCCUCAGCCGCUCCUCCACUCCCCCCAACAGCCUGCGCUACUCCCCACACACAGGCAGGGGGCAGCGCAGGGGUCCAGGGGUGGACAGAGGUGAGGGGAGGGGCAGGAAGGGGAGUCUGCCGAGGAUCACAGAGGGAGGAAUAGAUGGAGUGACACGUAAGAUUGGUUUAGUGAUGAGGCUAAAUGAGAUGAAUAAAAAAGAAUGAAAACAAAAAGUGAAUUCUCAACUUUUUAAAUAAUAAUUAGUGUUUUAAAACUGUAUGUCACUGCUGCCCAUGUCCAACCUGAAAGGAGAAUUUCUUAGUGCUAAUUUAAGGCAAGGGUGUAGGUUUGCGUAGGGACGGUGGGGACGUGUCACAACCAAUAUCUGGGGAAGACAAAAUAGUCCCUACGAAUAUUUGUCAUUUUAUCAUAAUAAACAAAAAUAUACAAUUUAUUCUGAUAUUUUUCCAAACUCACUAGUAUUAAUUUAACACGUUUUAGUUCACAUUUUGUUUAUUAGAUGUUCUGAGAUGUAUUCAGUGAUAUAAACUGGGGGAGCGGCAGGACAGUGCAGCACCUGAAGACGGCGGCUUGAGCAGCGUGAGUGAAGACGCUGCACACCAAACUUUGAAAAACUUUUCAAAAGGAACUUACUUGGCUUCAUCUUCAAUUAAACUUGUCUUAUAAUGACACCACAAGUGCACCUCCCAAACAGAGCCCUACUCGUGCACUGUGAGCAGCCGGACUUACAAAUAUCUCAUCACCAACAAGCAAAGGGAAAUCUGCUACAAACUUCUACAUCACUGUUAUCCGGUAAAGAAUCAUCUUAGAAGGGCAACGGACACAAACUGUACAUUUUGCAAACUGAAAAAUGAAACCACCUCUCACUUAUUUUGGACCUGCCCAGACUCUGUGUGUUUUUGGAAAGAAUUCAUAAAACACAUACACAACUUCUUA
This is a messenger RNA of Boleophthalmus pectinirostris (great blue-spotted mudskipper), 2894 nucleotides long. RefSeq names its product leucine, glutamate and lysine rich 1 (gene lekr1). The transcript is spliced from 12 exons. The coding region runs from base 112 to 2049 and encodes 645 amino acids. NCBI's taxonomy places the organism in Eukaryota, Metazoa, Chordata, Actinopteri, Gobiiformes, Gobiidae. The record is from RefSeq and is a predicted model, not a curated record.